Molecule: messenger RNA, 1867 nt
Organism: Callorhinchus milii (elephant shark)
Lineage: Eukaryota; Metazoa; Chordata; Chondrichthyes; Chimaeriformes; Callorhinchidae
Gene: hgd
Product: homogentisate 1,2-dioxygenase
Exons: 15
Coding region: 237-1574 (445 amino acids)
Biological process (GO): L-phenylalanine catabolic process
Cellular component (GO): cytoplasm
Molecular function (GO): homogentisate 1,2-dioxygenase activity
Source: RefSeq, a predicted model, not a curated record
UCCGAAAGUGCUGAAUCGUCAGCAUUUUUGUUGAUUUGAAGCCUGCAUUUGGAGAAUCAUCAGUUCAUGUACAGCAAGUCCCACCUCCAGAGAUAGACAGAUCCUUCCUCUGAGCUAUGCUACCACUUCGACUUUACUCACACUGUACUUUCAGAUUUCAGCCUUCCGCAUUAUUUUGAAACUUUCCUAAAGUUGUGAGACCCUUUUUUUUUGCAAAACAAGCAAGAGAAAAGAAAAUGGCAUCUCUCAAGUACAUGUCAGGAUUUGGUAACGAAUUUGCUUCUGAAGAUCCACGCUGUCCAGGCUCUUUACCAAAGGGUCAGAACAAUCCGCAGGUUUGUCCAUAUGGACUGUAUGCAGAGCAGCUCUCAGGGUCUGCUUUCACCUGUCCAAGAUCAAGCAAUAAGAGGAGUUGGCUUUAUCGCAUUUUGCCUUCAGUUUGUCACAAGCCCUUGAUUUCUAUACCCCAAGGAAAUCUCUCCCAUAACUGGGAUGAAGUCAGUCCAGAUCCCAACCAGAUGAGAUGGCUACCAUUUAAAUUUUCUGAAAGUUCAGAGAAGAAGGUUGACUUUGUGGAAGGUUUAAAUACACUGUGUGGUGCUGGAGAUGGCAGAACCCGAAAUGGCGUCGCCAUUCACAUUUACAUCUGUAACACUUCAAUGAAGAAUAAGAGUUUUUAUAACUCGGAUGGAGAUUUCCUUCUAGUGCCUCAGAAAGGGAAUCUGUUGGUUACUACAGAAUUUGGCAAGUUACUGGUUGAACCCAAUGAGAUUUGUAUUAUUCAGCAAGGGAUGCAUUUCAGUGUGGAGGUUUUUGGGGAGACCAGAGGUUACAUCCUGGAGGUCUUUGGAGCCCAUUUUGAGUUGCCGGACCUCGGACCCAUUGGGGCGAAUGGCCUAGCAAAUCCAAGAGAUUUUAUGGUUCCUGUUGCAUGCUAUGAGGACCAGCAGUUUGCAGCUUGCUUCUCUGUCAUUAGCAAAUACCAGGGCAAGCUCUUUUCAGCUGAACAGGAUUUUUCUCCAUUCAAUGUUGUGGCCUGGCAUGGGAACUACACACCCUACAAGUACAACCUGGAUAAUUUCAUGGUUAUUAAUGGUGUUGCGUUUGAUCACGCGGAUCCUUCAAUUUUCACAGUGCUGACUGCUAAGUCAACUAGCCCUGGUGUGGCUAUUGCUGAUUUUGUCAUCUUUCCACCACGCUGGGGAGUGGCUGACCAUACCUUCAGACCACCUUACUACCACAGGAACUGUAUGAGUGAAUUUAUGGGGCUGAUCAAAGGUCAUUAUGAGGCAAAAGAGGAGAACUUUUUGCCUGGUGGAGGCAGUCUGCACAGUAUAAUGACUCCGCAUGGGCCAGAUGCUGACUGUUUUAAGAAGGCAAGCGAAGCAGAGCUCAAACCGGAACGAAUAGCAGAAGGAAUGAUGGCAUUUAUGUUUGAGUCCUCAUUCAGCAUGGCCGUUACCAAAUGGGGCUUGGAGACCUGCAACUGUUUGGACAAGAGCUACACAAAGUGUUGGCAACCCCUGAAAAGUUGCUUCAAUCCUAAAUGGAAGCCAAUUGACAAGCAAACCUGAGCAGGCCAUUAACACUGGAGAGAUCACCAAAGCAACAUUUCAUAACCAGACAUGGAAUCCGAUCUCAAUUUUAAAAUGCAACAUUUUAAUUUCCGCUGAUGAAAAAUAUAAUUGGCAAUUUAAAAAAUUCCAGCAUGCAAUGUUUCAUUGAGCUGAAUCAUUACAUUGUAUAUUGUUAUUGUUCAGUCAGGAUACACACUGGAAUGAAUCUUGGAAGCUUUCUGAAAGUAAGUUAAAUUGUUGCCAAUGUGUUGUCAAAUCAUCAAUAAAGUGGAAGUAAUUCUAAAUUGGUC